Dromiciops gliroides (monito del monte) is the source of this 994-nucleotide messenger RNA. RefSeq names its product nucleolar protein interacting with the FHA domain of MKI67 (gene NIFK). The record is from RefSeq and is a predicted model, not a curated record. Gene Ontology annotation, cellular component: nucleolus. Gene Ontology annotation, biological process: maturation of LSU-rRNA from tricistronic rRNA transcript (SSU-rRNA, 5.8S rRNA, LSU-rRNA). Gene Ontology annotation, molecular function: RNA binding. Lineage: Eukaryota; Metazoa; Chordata; Mammalia; Microbiotheria; Microbiotheriidae. The transcript has 7 exons. Bases 47 to 982 code for a protein of 311 amino acids.
UCCGGUGGUGCCGCUUGGUGUGCGGCGUUUCCAGAGUGAGGACGCGAUGGCGGAGCAGUGGUCCAAUGAUGCGGCUGAGGCUACGGCUACAGCCUCCGGGUCGAAGACGGCGAACACAGUUCCCAAAGAGCUUCUGUCGCUGGACCCGAAGCUGCAGAACGAGUUUCAGAAGCGGGUGGCUAGUGUCCGCAAGCACGGGGCUAAUAAGCCAGAGAAACUGACUCCUGGAGUGGUGUAUUUGGGUCACCUUCCCAGAGGACUUUAUGAACCUCAACUCAAAGAAUACUUCACACAAUUUGGAACUGUCAAAAGACUCAGGCUCUCCCGAAGUAAAAAGACUGGAAAUAGUAAGGGCUAUGGAUUUCUGGAGUUCGAAUCUGAUGAUGUUGCUAAGAUUGUUGCUGACACAAUGAACAACUACCUUUUUUGUGAAAGGCUAUUGAAGUGUCAUUUUGUGCCUCCUGAAAAAGUACAUGAAGAACUUUUCAAAGGCUGUGACAUUCCAUUUUCAAAGCCCUCUCAUCCAGCAGUAAAACGCUAUAACAAGGAACGGACAUAUGAAGAAAAGAUAAGAAUGGAGAAGCGAUUUAAAAAGAAAGAAAAUAAGCUCCGAAAGAGAUUAGCUGAAAAGGGAAUUGAUUAUACAUUUCCUAAAUUAGUUUUACGGAACAGGAGAAAAAAGACGGUUUCAGGGACUACUCUUCAGAAGUCUGUUGAUAAUGAGGAUUUACCCAAGAGGGAGAAAAUGAAUGUUUCAGAUACUGCCUUUGAUUCUGUGGACAGCCAGGGCCCCACGCCCAUUUGUUCACCAACAUUUUUAGAGAGGCGGAAAGCUCAAGCAGCUGAAAUGAAUGAUGACGAUGAAGAUAAUGAAAUUGUACUUAAACUACCACCAAUUGUUAACAAGAAAGUAACACCAUUGACUCAGACUCCACCGGGUUCAAGAAGAAAAAAGGCAAAGAACAAUAAAGGAUUAUCCUGAAUAUGACAUAUA